CUAUGUCUGUAAUAGGAGUGACCUCUCUUCAUAUAUUACCACUGAGAUUGUGAAGUGUCAUUGGAGUGAUUGUGCAGAACUAAUUAAUAUUUAAACAGAACUCUAUUUCUCCUCCACUUUAAGACAACAUUCAGUGCUUCUACCGACUCGUUUCCCCAUUUCUGCAGCAGGCGGGGAAGAGCAGCGCUGCCAUCGGUGUUGUGGAUCCUGCUGGAGCACCCGAAUCACUAGUGAUGCCGUCAGGGAAGCUCUGACGUCACGGCGAAUGCCUGACGUCACGGCGAUGGCAUGCACCCCUUCUGUGAGCUCGGCAACCAGUGGCAACUGAGAACCGCAGGGUCGGGGCCGGGAAGGGGCAGAGCAGCGACAGCAGCAGCCGGAGCCAUGCACAGGGACCAGCGGGUCCAUCCCAACGCGCAGCACACCGGCAACUGGUUUGCUUAUAUUGGAGUAGACCAGAAUCAAGCCGAGCCAACUACAAGUUCUGCACAAAACCAGGUCCAGAACAAAGCAGCUCCGUACAUUGAAGAGAAACUGCCGCUAGCAUUCAAAGCUCAGGAGCAGACUGCAUUGAAGAACAAUUUCCCGUUUUCCUUUCAUGACAACAAGCACUGUUUGCGGAAUGUAGGAGAGUAUUUUGAUUUUGGUUUGGGCCGCAGGAAGGUGGAACCAGAGAGACGGCAACAGAACUCCCAGAACUUCCUCCAAUGGGCUCAUAAGCCAGUCCCCAGCAAAGAAGAUGGCUUAACCAUUUAUCAGACCUCAUUUAUGAAAGAUAAAAGCUCUGAGAGCCCAAUUUAUAGGCGGUAUCCAGAACAGCACACAGAAAAGCAGUGCACUGAGAAACCCAUUCUUGAGAAGGAAAAAAGCCUGCAGCCAAACAAGUCAUCUUAAUUAUCAACCCACCUUUGUAGCACCAAUCUAUCAUCAUCAUCAGAGCCUUUACUUGAGAUCUAAACUAUUUCUUACUCAAAUGGAUGAUGAAAUAAACGUGCGUGAAGUGAAUGUGUUGUGCAUUUGAGAGUUCAUUGAAAUCAGCACUCGUGUUACUCUGAAGACAUACAUUACUAUAAAAAUUGUAAUGAAGAGAAAAAGCAUGAUUGUGCAUAGUUUCAGCCAUACCUCUAUUAGGAGAACAGAGGUAGUGAUUGUACGUGGGUUAUUUGAUACUGGUUGACCCUGAUCUUGAUACAAAAGCUCAUUCAACUUCCGAAUCAGUGGUGGGGCUGUACCUCAAGCAGCUGACAGUAUCUGUGUUGAAAGAAGUAUAUGAUGGAACUGGAGCCUUGAGGAUUUCCACACUAGGGAGUCAAAACUGUGUGUUCAGAAACCUUUUCUGAAAGGUGUCAUGGCUGUGAGGGCAGGUUACCGCCCAUGUGAGAAGCUAGAUAAAAAAGCUGCACAUUAGACUGCUGUGCAAAAUAACUGUAAUGUUUGGUUAUAACACAGCAGUUGCAUAAGCAAAGAAAGAAAGGAUGUUGUAAACAGUGUAUGUAUUCCUGUGUAUGACCCUUACAGGGAAGAACUGCCUAAGAGCUCAUCUCAGUCUCCCCUCUGGCAGGUUAAAGCCAUUCCCCUUGGCCUGUCCCUACAGGCCCUUGUCCAAAGCCCCUCUCCAGGUUUCCUGUA
Pezoporus flaviventris is the source of this 1629-nucleotide messenger RNA. It is a transcript of the gene TEX36, whose product is annotated as testis expressed 36. NCBI's taxonomy places the organism in Eukaryota, Metazoa, Chordata, Aves, Psittaciformes, Psittacidae. The record is from RefSeq and is a predicted model, not a curated record. The transcript is spliced from 4 exons. The coding region runs from base 289 to 894 and encodes 201 amino acids.